GUGGGAUGCUACAAACCACCACUGUCCAGAGUGCUCACGGCAGAAGACAACUUAUCGACAGCCUCAGAGGCGACAAAGUAAAGAAACCGGAUUCAGCAAAUGCCACCCCGCAAACGGGCAAAGAAGGAAGCGCAAGUUGCUUCCCGACCUACGACUUCUCCGCCUCCGGCUCCCCUAGCAAAGGAUCCCGGCGUUGCUGCCGUUGAGAAAGACAAUGAGCAAAGAAACAAGAGCAUCACGGACGCGGACGUCCGACCAGUCCAUGACCGCCCCGGCCACAUCGGCACGCCUGAGAGUAUGGACGCGGUUGUUGACCAAGACAAUGCCCCUCUCGGCGAAGCCGAAGUAGACGACGACCUCGAGGACGCUGCCGCCGAGCCGCCAACAUCAGCGAGCCGACCGGGCUAUGUUGCCGCGGGAGGAUACAACGCGCUCAAAACGUUCAACGGCCGAGUCUACUCGGGGAUGGCCAUCGGCGGCUCACACAUGUGGAACUACGACCAGGGUCAGUGGAAGGAGACCAAGGUCGAGCCAGACCUGUGGAAAGUCGAGUUCGCGACGAAGAAGCACCGGGCGAGAAACGCGCCCAAGGGCAGCGGUGCUCCUGUCGGGACCGAGUACCACUGGCUGCUGGUCGCCCACCAACACGUCAAGAAGAUCGACGCAAACACGUACGAGACGCGCCUGGUGGGAUCCAAGUACAAGCUGGCCCACAAGCUGGCCUCGUCCAACGCCUGGUCGGUGCCGACCGUCAAGGCCCAGCGGGAGCGCGAAGUCGAGCUCCUCGAGGAUGCCAAGCUGCGAGUGCAAGGGUUGCCGCCCGUGGCGGCCGGCGAGAAGGUGAGGACGACCAAGGACGAGAAAGGCCAGCUGAAGCUGGACGCUCUGUUUGCCAAGGCGAAGAAGGGAGGAGCGGAGACCUCGGGCCCCUCGGGGAGUGGUGAGACGAAGAGGAAGAGAGAGUUCUCCGGGAGCGGUGAUUCGGAGUAGGGCGCUUAUGGGUACCUACCUAUUUACGAACAGAUUGGUGCGGGUGGGAGGUCUGGGGAGAUGUGAUUGCCCGGUGACAUCGUCACCACGUCCCUAGGUUGGGCGAGACUGAGACAAGCUGAAGAGCGGCUACCCUGCCGUCUCACAGGCUACGCCGUAAAUGAAGCAAGAUCGAUCUGGCGGAAUUCGUCUGCGCGUGUAAAACUGCCAACAGUUGGGAGCUGGAGGCACACAUAUCGUCUCAGCCUCGG
Messenger RNA from Thermothielavioides terrestris NRRL 8126, 1241 nucleotides. RefSeq lists its product as uncharacterized. The coding region runs from base 100 to 990 and encodes 296 amino acids. The transcript is spliced from 2 exons. The record is from RefSeq and is a predicted model, not a curated record. NCBI's taxonomy places the organism in Eukaryota, Fungi, Ascomycota, Sordariomycetes, Sordariales, Chaetomiaceae.